UGUACAGUAAGUUCAGUAAAAUGGCUAAAGCCAGUAUUUCAGUGGAUCAGGAUCAAUUCAUCUGUCCAGUGUGUCUGGAUCUCCUGAAGGACCCUUUGACUCUCCCCUGUGGUCACAGUUUCUGUAAGAUGUGUAUCAAUUGCUGCUGGGAUCAAGAUGAUCAGAAGGGCGUCUACAGCUGUCCUCAGUGCAGAGACACUUUCACAUCAAGGCCUAUUCUGCGAAGAAACAACACGCUGGCUGAAGUGGUGGAGAAACUGAAGAAGGCGACUGAAGUUCAAGAUGCUUCUCCUGCUCAAUGUUACACUGAACCUGGAGAUGUGGAGUGUGAUUUCUGCACCGGGAGAAAACACAAAGCUGUCAAGUCCUGUCUAAAGUGUGUGGCUUCUUACUGUGAAACGCAUCUAAAAUCUCAUUUGGAAGUUCCUGCUUUGAAAAAACACACAUUAAUUGAAGCUUCAGCAAAACUUCAAGAGAAGAUCUGCUCUGAACAUAACAAGCUGAUCGAAAUCUACUGCCGUACUGAUCAAACCUGCAUCUGUUAUUUGUGUACAAUGAAUGAUCAUAAAGAUCACGACAUCGUCACAGCCACAACUGAAAGAGCUGAGAAACAGAGUGAGUUAAAGGAGGAGCAGAUGAAAUCCCAGCAGAGAAUCCAGGAGAAGCAGAAGAAGGUGCAGGAGCUGAAACAGGCUGUAAACACUAUAAAGCUUAGUGCACAGACAGCAGUGGAGGACAGUGAGAGGAUCUUUACUGAGCUGAUCAGCUCCAUGGAGAAAAAGCGCUUGAAGGUGACGGAGCUGAUCAGAGCUCAGGAGAAGACUGAACUGAGUCAAGCUGAACAACUCCUGGAGCAACUGGAGCAGGAGAUUGCUGAUCUUCAGAAAAGACUUACUGAGCUGGAGCAGCUUUCACACACACACGAUCACAUCCAGUUCCUCCAGAGUUUCCAGUCUCUUUGUAUUUCUUCUGGAUGUAAUGACCCCUUCAGUCUUCCUGUCCAUCAACAUCUCUCAUUUGAUGGAGUGAGAAAUUCUCUCUCAAAUCUGAAAAAGAGAUUUGAGGAAUUCUCUGCAGUAGAUCAGAUAAUUUCACCAUCAGAGCCACAGAGCAGAGAAGAUUUUCUGAAAUAUUUCUGUUAUCUGACUCUGGAUCCCAACACGGCACAUCGUAACCUCAUUCUGUCUGAGAAGAACAGAGCAGUAACAGCCAGUAAAAAAGUACAGACAUGUGUUGGUCAUCCAGAGAGAUUUGAUUACUGGCCUCAAGUGUUGUGUAAGGAGAGUGUGAAUGGACGCUGUUACUGGGAGGUGGAGUGGACCUGCGCUAAUUGUGACUCAAUUUCAGUCUCAUAUAAAGACAUCUCCAGGAAAGGACAUGCUGAUGAGUGUGGGUUUGGACACAAUGAUCAGUCCUGGAGUUUGGUGGGUUCAUCAUCUUUUCUCUCAUUCUACCACAAUGACAUUAAGACUGAUCUUGGCAUUCCAUCGUCCUCCAGAAUGGGAGUGUAUGUGGAUCACAGUGCAGGAACUCUGUCCUUCUACAGCGUCUCUGACACGAUGAAGCUCCUCCACAGAGUCCACACCACAUUCACUCAGCCUCUGUACGCUGGGUUCAGACUCUACUGUUUGUUUGGUUCUACAUUUGUGAGAUUGUGUGAUCCAGAAUAAAGUGUGCAGUGUUUUUUUUUCCCUGCACAUAGGCAUCUGUCUCAUUAGCACACAGUCCAUAUGCACAACUAAUUAAUUUAACACAACAACUAUUUAAGAGGAAAUAAUAUCAAUUAAAAUAUAAACAUAUCAAAUAUGACAUAAUGAAAAUUUUCCUUAGAGCUCAGCAUGGGCUUCACUUUACAUUUACAUUUUUCUUGAUGUUUAAAUUUGACCAAUUACAGUUAGAUCCUUAUAAUUAUUCUGGAAGAUCAAAUACAGGCCGGGG
Molecule: messenger RNA, 1938 nt
Organism: Clarias gariepinus (North African catfish)
Lineage: Eukaryota; Metazoa; Chordata; Actinopteri; Siluriformes; Clariidae
Product: E3 ubiquitin-protein ligase TRIM16-like
Exons: 6
Coding region: 21-1670 (549 amino acids)
Molecular function (GO): protein binding; zinc ion binding
Source: RefSeq, a predicted model, not a curated record